GAGUGAGGUUUGGCUGCCACCAAAGUUACUUCUAGUCCCUGCUGUCCCUCCUGCCCUCAGUCUGGACCUGCCCAGGGAUCCCUGCAAUUUGGCCUCCCCACGUGGAGGUGAGUGAGCUAAACCAAUUGCUCUUGCCUCACCGGCUAGCUACAUACCUCCAGCGGCUUAUGGGGCACUGUCCUGCCCAGCUCUGCUAAGAUGCUCUUGUCCUCUCCCUCCACGCCGGCCAGGGGACGGACCCCCAGCGCUGUGGAGAGGCUGGAGGCUGACAAAGCCAAAUAUGUCAAGACGCACCAGGUGAUAGCUCGGCGACAGGAGCCAGCCCUGCGUGGGGGUCCCGGGCCGCUCACCCCGCACCCCUGCAAUGAGCUGGGCGCCCCUGCAUCGCCCAGGACGCCCAGACAGGCCCGCCGGGGCAGCGGCAGGCGGCAGCCAAGGCCGGACUCUCUCAUCUUCUACCGCCAGAAGCGGGACUGCAAGGCUUCGGUGAACAAAGAGAACGCCAAGGGCCAGGGGUUGGUGCGGCGACUCUUUCUGGGCUCCCCCCGGGACGCUGCCCCGGGCAGCCCGGGCCCAGCCGAGCGACCUGCGGCUCCGGGGGGCUGGGCCGCGCCCCAGGCUGCCCCG
Messenger RNA from Carlito syrichta (Philippine tarsier), 627 nucleotides. RefSeq names its product family with sequence similarity 110 member D (gene FAM110D). The annotation marks the transcript as partial. The record is from RefSeq and is a predicted model, not a curated record. NCBI's taxonomy places the organism in Eukaryota, Metazoa, Chordata, Mammalia, Primates, Tarsiidae. The transcript is spliced from 2 exons.